AUGAGAUCGACAAACAGCCGAAAGGGACAAACGUCCAUCACUCAUCUGAUGAAUUUCUCCCUCCCCCCUCGCCCUCAGUAUCAGCCCACGCCACGGAAUUUUCGUCGAUAUGCGUCAUGGGGGUUGGGGUCCGGACACCAUGCCAUAGACAAAGCUCGUUACGUCCAUGCAAACUAUCGGUUUAUCGUGACGUCAACCCGAGCCUACCAUGCACAAGCAGCCAAUGCUGAUGUCCACCUAGACUGGGAUUCUGUACUUCAGGUUUUGGUCUCGGCUCAGACUCAGUCUGCCAGCUGUCCAAUCUGCUUAUCUACUCCAGUAGCGCCUCGAAUGGCUCGUUGCGGCCAUAUAUUUUGCCUUCCUUGCCUUAUCAGAUAUAUGCACUCAUCCGAUGAAGACAGUCUGCUACCUGAGAAGAAGCCACGAUGGAAAAAAUGCCCCAUCUGUUGGGACACGAUAUAUAUCACAGAAACACGCCCCGUACGAUGGUUUAGUGGUCAAGAAGGUGACCUGCCUUUUGAGGGUGGUGACGUUGUUUUGAGGCUCGUGAAAAGAGAACCAAGGAGCACUUUGGCACUGCCCCGUGAUGGUGCUGAAAGUAUUGGACCGGAUGAGGAUAUCCCAUGGUACCAUGCCGCUGAGGUUGCUGAUUAUGCUCGCAUUAUGAAAGCAGGUGAAGACUACAUGGUCGGCCAAUAUGACAGUGAAAUAGAGGACCUCCGCCGCCAAGAAGCAGAGGACGAGGUCCUGUUUGGUGACGAGACAACAUGGACUCAAAAAGCGAUUGCAGCCAUCAAUGACGCUAAAUCAAAGGUGAAGGGAAUCAGUAACCCGCCAAACAUCUCGCAGCAGCCUACAGCGAUCAACAUACCAAAGGGACCGAUUCUCACUCAGCCGCAGCACGAUCUUAAAUCUGAACAGGUCAUCUCUGCUGAGGCGAUACAACCAGACACCCGCCCAGAUGUGGCAACUUCAGUGUCAGGCAUACAUAGUGAAACAUAUCGUGUGGCGGAGGCAUUAAAUCGCGUUAAAAUUGACGCUGUACCUGUGGCGAAAGCCAAACAGAGAGAUCCUGGUACUGGCCGGGUCUCAGUGUCGUCUGAGCAGACCCGGGAAACAAAUGGCCCUCAUCCGUCUGAUCACCCAUUCUACUUUUAUCAAGCGCUACCCCAUUUCUACCUCUCGCCUCUUGACAUCCGCAUUUUAAAGACUGCAUUUGGCGAUUAUUCAUCAUUCCCCGCGACCAUCCUUCCUCGCGUUGAACACAUAUCUACUGGUCAUAUUGUUGACGAUGAGCUCAGAAAGCGGGUCAAAUAUCUCGGACAUCUCCCACAAGGGUGUGAAGUAAGCUUUCUCGAAUGUGACUGGCGAGAUGUGGUUGGGCCAGAGAUCUUAGAGCGCUUUGCUGCUGAAACGGCAAGGAGAAGAAAGAGAAAUAGGGAGAAAGAGGCUCGCGAAGAAAAAGACCGGGUUCGGGCUGAGAAGGAGGAUGAGAAACAUUGGGCUGCAGUUCGUCGCAAUAGGAGGUCAAGCAUUGGUGUUACUGAUCCUCUGUUCUUUGAUCAUGAUUUUCAACCGCUAACGAGCGGUGCUUCCGGCUCCGGCCCCUCAAAUUUUGGUUCUUCUACAUCGCAUCCCGAGUCCUCACAUCCUGGGGCUGCCAAUUUAUUAUCAGGUAGCCCUCCAGGCACUCGCACCGUAUGGGGCACAGCCGCCGUCCCAACGCUCGCCCAGCAAGCGGAUUUACCUCUAGAGGCUACAUCUCAGGAUGGUUGGCUUGAGGGAUGGGAGGAGGAGUUAUUGGCCCAACAGGAGCACGAAUUACUGGCUCAAGCCUCUACGAAUGAAAACAACCCUUCCUCUUCCAGCGGCGGAAAGAAGAAAAAGAACAAAAAGAUCACACUCAUGUCGACUAACAUUCAGAGAGGCGCCUGA
Molecule: messenger RNA, 1935 nt
Organism: Aspergillus bombycis
Lineage: Eukaryota; Fungi; Ascomycota; Eurotiomycetes; Eurotiales; Aspergillaceae
Product: RING-type E3 ubiquitin transferase MAG2
Exons: 1
Coding region: 1-1935 (644 amino acids)
Biological process (GO): positive regulation of transcription by RNA polymerase II
Molecular function (GO): transcription cis-regulatory region binding; metal ion binding
Source: RefSeq, a predicted model, not a curated record